AUGAAGUUUGUGCCUGGUGUUCAGGUAUUUUUGAAAAAGGAGUUCUCCGAGCUGCUGCAGUUUCACUACCGAGCUCUCCUUUCCACCCUUCAACGCUGGAGCCUCUUCCCGUCCAUUGGUUCUUCUUCUCUCGGCGAGUCUGAAGGAGCUCGGGUGCUUCUGCUGCUCCACCACCAGCCGCACCGCGGACCCUCGUGGGAGGACAGGGUCAGCACAGAGGGUUCUCCCAAGUCCUUGGAGCCACUGGCCUCCCUCACCUUCAUGAACACCAGCGUGGACUGCAUGCCCCAGGGGCCGCACCCUGCCAUCCCCGCCCUGGGGACCCUUCUCCUGCUGCUCUGUGCCCUGCUGAAGGGCAUGAGCUUCUGGGUGUUCUGCUUCCGCAUCAAGCAGUGGGACUCGGGCAUGAUCCUGCAGUUCAGCCUGGUCCUGGGAGACGUCCUGAUCAUCCCUACUGUUCCCCUCAGGAUUUCCUACCUCAGCCUCGGCAACCAGUGGCCAUUUGGGGAGUUCCUCUGCCAAUUCGAAGUCUUCCUGUACAGCACACAUGUGUACAGCAGCAUCUAUUUCCUGAUGCUCAUCUGCAUCCACCGGUAUUUUGUCGUCGUACGGUACAAAAGCAAGUCCCUCUGGAAGGAGAAGAGCUUCUUGAGCAAGCUGUCCUUGUUCGUCUGGUUUCUCCUCUUUGUGCAAGGGCUGCCUUUCUUCUUCUUCCUCAAGAUCUCAGUUAUUGAUGGCUCAGCAAAAUGCCUAAAUAUUCACCAGUCAGAGUUGUCCUCUUUUUACUUCUUCUACAACCUGGUUUUGACUGUGCUCUUUUUCCUCCUGCCCUUUGCCAUUUCCUUGACUUGCGGAGCUCUGCUGGGAGCUGCCAUCACUAAGGCAGCAAAGAAAAGCUCCAGAGGCAAGAAGAUGAAGAUCAGGUCUCUGCAGAUGAUAACAGCGUCUCUGGUGAUUUUUGCUGUCUGCUUUGGCCCCCUGCACAUCUGUAGGACCAUUGGCAUCGUUGUGAAGUACUAUGGCAUGUCUUGCAAGCUCUUGCAUGAAGCAGAAGUUGCCUACUACAUCUGCUGGUUGUUCACCAUGGCCAACACCUGCCUGGAUCCCCUGAUUUACGUGUUUGCUAAUGACAAGUUCAAGAAGAGCUUCACUGACUCCUUUCACAAACGCUGGGGCAUCAG
This is a messenger RNA of Mesitornis unicolor (brown roatelo), 1181 nucleotides long. RefSeq names its product P2Y purinoceptor 4-like. Gene Ontology annotation, molecular function: G protein-coupled receptor activity. NCBI's taxonomy places the organism in Eukaryota, Metazoa, Chordata, Aves, Mesitornithiformes, Mesitornithidae. Gene Ontology annotation, cellular component: plasma membrane. The record is from RefSeq and is a predicted model, not a curated record. Gene Ontology annotation, biological process: G protein-coupled receptor signaling pathway. The annotation marks the transcript as partial. The transcript has 3 exons.